UUACAAAAGCUAAAUAAAGAAUUAUUAACAAAACAAAAAAAACUAGAAAAAAUUGAAGAUUUUCAAAUUUCAAACUUACAAAAUGAAAUUACAUUAAAAACUGAA
Messenger RNA from Lingula anatina, 105 nucleotides. RefSeq lists its product as uncharacterized. NCBI's taxonomy places the organism in Eukaryota, Metazoa, Brachiopoda, Lingulata, Lingulida, Lingulidae. The record is from RefSeq and is a predicted model, not a curated record.